AUGCGUUUCACCGUUGCCGCCGCCCUCCUCGCCACCGGCGUCAUGGCCGUCUCGACCGAGUACGAGACGCAGCUGGUCACCAUCACCAGCUGCGGUCCCGAGGUCACCAACUGCCCCGCCGACUCUACCAAGACUUCGGCCACGUCCAGCCUGAUCCAGACCUCGGCCACGGACGCCAUCACCACCCCCGGAGCUCCGGCUGCCACUCCCCUGACGACCUUGACGGUCUACACGUCCAAGGUGCACACCAUCACCUCGUGCGGCCCCGAGGUGACCAACUGCCCGGCCCACAGCACCGUCAUCUCGACCGAGACCAUCCCCGUCUCCACCACGGUCACCCCUGUCGGCCCCGGCUCCUCCACCGGUGUCCCCCCCGCCGUCCCUACCUACGCUGUCCCCUCCAACGGCACCACCCCCGUUGCCCCUGAGCAGCCCGGCGUGCCCACCACCGGUGCUCCCGGCACCUCUGCCCCGGUCACCAGCGGUGUUCCCUCUGCCCCCGCGCCUUCGGCCCCCGCGCCUUCGGCUCCCGUCUGUGCCCCUAGCUCUUCCGUCACGGCCAUCACCAAGAGCUACACCACUGUCCUGACCUCGGUCGAGUACUCUACCAUUGAGGUUCCCUGCGCCACCUCUGCUCCUCCCACCGUCCCCACCGGUGGCCUCACCCCCAACCCCCCUGCCGGUGCUGUCCCCCCCGCUGGCGGCAACACUACCACCCCCGCCCCUCCCGUCCCCACGGCCGGUGCUGGCAGCCUCGCCGGCUCUGCCGUCUUCGCCGCCGUCGCUGGUGUUGCUGCCUUCGUCCUCGCUUAA
This is a messenger RNA of Geosmithia morbida, 813 nucleotides long. RefSeq names its product GPI anchored serine-rich protein. Lineage: Eukaryota; Fungi; Ascomycota; Sordariomycetes; Hypocreales; Bionectriaceae. The transcript is spliced from 2 exons. The record is from RefSeq and is a predicted model, not a curated record. Bases 1 to 813 code for a protein of 270 amino acids.